Xiphophorus maculatus (southern platyfish) is the source of this 878-nucleotide messenger RNA. It is a transcript of the gene gng8, whose product is annotated as guanine nucleotide-binding protein G(I)/G(S)/G(O) subunit gamma-8. Gene Ontology annotation, cellular component: heterotrimeric G-protein complex. The record is from RefSeq and is a predicted model, not a curated record. Lineage: Eukaryota; Metazoa; Chordata; Actinopteri; Cyprinodontiformes; Poeciliidae. Gene Ontology annotation, molecular function: G-protein beta-subunit binding. The transcript is spliced from 3 exons. The coding region runs from base 201 to 413 and encodes 70 amino acids. Gene Ontology annotation, biological process: G protein-coupled receptor signaling pathway.
AGGCAGAGCCACCGGCGCUAAUUGUUUGAAGGAGGGAACCUACUGAAGCCUUCCUCCUCCUCUUCAUCUUUUGCUAUUACUCUCACUUCAUUGUUACUGUUAUUGUGUGUGGCGAACCCUGUUGAAGAUAAGAGUGAUUUGAUUGCAGGAACCCAGCUGCUGCUCAAUUUGUCUUGGUGAUUGCAGAGGCAAAGUGGAAGAUGUCUAACAACAUGGCCAAGAUUGCAGACGCAAGAAAGACAGUGGAGCAGCUGAAGCUGGAGGUCAACAUAGAGAGGAUGAUGAUAUCCAAAGCAGCAGCAGAACUGAUGUCCUACUGUGAAUCUCACGCUAAAGAAGACCCUCUGCUGACUCCUGUCCCUUCAUCGGAGAACCCUUUCAGAGAGAAGAAGAUAUUCUGUGUCAUACUCUAAUUCCUUGAAAAGUCGGCAGAAUACUUUUUUUUUGUGCAUUACUGUCUUUCUAAUUAAAUCAAUCUUGGGUGACUUUCCAGAUGCGAAUGAAUGAUCCGUCUUUUCGGCAUGACAUAGAGGCAAUAAAAUUUUAUUGAAAAAGAGUGCAAAGUUCAUUGGAACAGCCCAACACUGUUGCCUUGUGCACACGGCUUACACAUUAACCAAAUCAUGUAUCUGUGUUUCCACUGCAUGCAUGUCAUUUCCUCUAAAUCUCUCCAAACUGCCUUGGCUGUUUUAAUUCAGUGCCAGCUGUUUAUCAAAAACUAAAAAUGAGGGGGGGGGGGGUUUAAACUUUAUUUAGAUAAUUACUAGAAUUAUCUAAAUAUAUUUUCUUUAAACUUAUUUUUUCUAAUACCACAAAAACUUGAGUGGGUUUCCGGGUGGCACGCGCUGCUUUUGUUGUUAAAUGAAUGCCUGGGUAAA